GAAUAUUUGUUGAAAGUGGAGCAUGACACUCACGAUUGUGUAGCUGUAUUGUUCUGUAUGAGUGUGGGUAUAUCGCAUUUAAUGAAACGGCACUGGAUCACCAACGACAUUCUUGGAAUUGCGUUCUCUAUUUAUGGUAUCGAGUUCCUCCAUUUAGCGAGUUUCAAGGCAGGUACAAUGUUGUUGGCCGGUUUAUUCAUAUACGAUGUAUUCUGGGUGUUUGCAACCGACGUAAUGACGACUGUAGCAAAAGGCAUAGACGCACCGAUUUUGUUGCAAUUUCCACAAGACAUCUAUCGCAAUGGAUGGAUGGACUCGAGUAAAUAUGCUAUGUUAGGUGCGGGAAUUUUAUAUUCAAUUAUUUCAUUUUCGUUCACCUGUCAAAUUUUCCAUCGCGCAUUGGUACUUCGCAUCGGUGAUUGUUUCUAG
Anisakis simplex (herring worm) is the source of this 429-nucleotide messenger RNA. The record is from the annotation of a GenBank genome assembly. NCBI's taxonomy places the organism in Eukaryota, Metazoa, Nematoda, Chromadorea, Rhabditida, Anisakidae.